This is a messenger RNA of Paramecium octaurelia, 3797 nucleotides long. The record is from the annotation of a GenBank genome assembly. Lineage: Eukaryota; Ciliophora; Oligohymenophorea; Peniculida; Parameciidae.
AUGAGAUAUGCAUAAAAUAGUUCAAGUGAAUUCGUUUUAGGAAUAGCAUUUUUGGUGUUGGGCAUGAUUUACACAACGAUAUUCUUUUUUGGUGUAAUCAGAUAUUGUAAAAUGGGUAAGAGAACAAAAUACUUGGGAAAGCAUUUUUACUUAUCCAUCGUAUUGUCUUGUUUGGCAUACAUGUUGAAUAUGGCUUUGUACUUAUAUGAUGUACAUUUACUUAUGUAAAAUAGGUUUUUAAAUCACAACCUACGGAUGAGUAUAUUGUGAGUAUUGAAAAGUAGCUGUUAAAUACAAUAUAUGUUCCUGAUGGAUUAUUUUGGAUAGUUUAUCAAUCAUUAUUUUGGACAGUGGUCUGUUUACACUAUGACUCGCAUUUACAUAUAGGAUAAUAGGAUGAACUUCCAUAUAACCCAAAUAUGUUAAUUCAUGCUAUGAAAGACAUUUGUUUGGUAUAUGGAAUAGCUCAAUUAAUUGUUGUGUUAUUAUAUAACUUUGAUUAAAUUAAAAGUGGAGUAUUAUUUUACAUCAACAUCGUUAUCAAUCUAUCGAUUCCAGUCUAAUUCAUAAUAACCUCUCUAUAUCUACAAUAUAAAUAUUCAGGAUCUCCAUUCAAAUCGUCAAAAUAGGAAAACAAUUCAAAUAGAUUGUAAAAGUUAAUAUUUUAUUGGACAAUCCUCAGAGUCUUUCAAAUAAUUAGCAAUAUUUUAUUGAUGGAAAAUCAGGAAAGAAUAGAGAAGUUCUUUUCAUCACAAUUAAGCCAAAACUAACUGUUAUUGUAUAUUUCACUACUCAUUAUUGAUCUAUUAUUGACCAACAUAUUUCCAUUUAUCUUGGCUCUAAGACAGUAAACUUUUUCGAUAUUUUUGGGUAACAAAAAUACUACGAUGAGUACAGUAUCAGAUCACCCAAUACAUUAGCAAUUACUAAAUGAUAAUAAGAGCUCAGUAAUGGAAAGGAGAUAGAUUCAAUUCAAUUACAAUGAAAUAAUGCGAUAGAAUGUGAAUUAAUAAUAAGCAAAACGAUAAAAACCAAAUGGAUUCGGAUAUAUUAUUGUCUGUCAAAUAUAAUAAAAAAGUUAUGGAAUGAGAGUGAUUGAAUUCAAAUAACUGUAACCUUAUUUGGUUGAAUAGAUAAAGUAAGAAAUCGAACAAGUGAAUUAAUUAAAUCAUUAACAACUUUAUCACAUUCGUGGAUUCAAUAUAGUAGAUAACAAGGUAGUAUAUCUAACCAAGUUUUAUUAAUAUUCAUUACACAGUUAUCUACUCUAAUAUUAGAUUUCAAUUGAAGAAAAGAUUAAGAUCUUAAUUUAAUUGUUAAAUGGACUCAGUUAUAUGCACAAAUAGGGUCUAUGUCAUGGGAGUUUGACAACAGAAAAUGUGAUGGUUAAACCAAAUGGCCAUGUUAAAAUAAGUAAAUUUGAUAUGUUAUCUUUACUAGUUGAUUUCGGUCUAUUUGGAAUCAAGAAAUACCAAUCGCUAUUGCAGUUUUACACAAACAAAUCUGGAUUUACAGCUCCAGAAUUGGUUUAACAAAGAGGGUUGGUUGUGAGUGGAUCAUAGUAAGGAGACAUUUACAGUGUCGGAAUGAUUAUGUAUGAGAUGUUCGAAAAGAAAGUGCCUUUUGAAGGACUAUAACUACAAAAUAUUUAGGAUUGUCUUAACAAAGCAGUAAGGCCUAAGAUUGAGUCUCAAUCUUUGAUGGAUGAUAUCAUUAGAUGGUGCUGGCAACAGGAUAUAGAGAAGAGACCAUUGGUUGAUUAGUUAUUAAAUGUAAUUGAAAAAAUAUAAAUAAAAUGAGUGGUACAAUAGUUGUGGGGUCAAAUAUUUACGAGACUGAAUUCUUGGAUGAAAUCUUUAUCUAUUAUGGCAAUAAGACUAACAACACCCUUGUCUUUAAGGAUGGAUUGAUCAUUAGUCCAAAAAAAAUGGAAUUGCCAGAAUAUAAAAUGAAUAGAUCUGAACGAGGAGAAAUCAUCAUGGCCAUAAUUAAGGAAGCCAUGAAUCUGUUGGAAUACUCAAAGUUAUCAGAUAUGGGCAUAAUUAACAUGUUUGAAUUACAAUACAUAAAUCAAUUGAAAUCAUAUCCAUCCCUAAGAUUUUAAUUGAUGGAUAGAGAGCAGCCAUCAGUGUUGAUGGAUGUCCGUAAAUCCUAUUUUACUAUGCAUAAUUGUAACUAAAUAAUUAAGACUUUGAAUACAGAUCCCUCCACAUAUUUUAAGAAUAAAUUUGUGUUAUUGAGGUACCCUGAAAAAAAAAUGAUUGUUCAAAUUAAAUCAGUUGUGUUUGAUUAAGAGUUCACAUACAAGGGUUUAUCUUUGGAAGACUACUUUAAAUAGAAAUAUUAAUUAAGGAGCAAAUCAAGUGUCUAUUUAGAAACAUACAACACUCAGAACAUUAAGAAAUAAUUCUUAAUAGCAGAAUUUUGUGAAUUGAAAAUAGAGUAUAUUGAGUAAGAUGUCACUGUGUAUUGUCAACAGCUGGAAUAUUGGAAUAAAAUUAUUAACAAUAGUUCAUCAUUUAUUUAAUUCUUAAAUUAGUAUAAAUUCAUCAUCAGAAAUGAGUAAGUUGAAUUCAAGUAAUAAUACUUAGAACCUGGCAAUUUAGCAUUAAACAAUUAAACUAAAUCUCUAUUUUAAAUUGUAGCAUCCAGAACAUCAAGUGAAUUUGAAUACUACUACACUGAUUUCUUUCUUAAAAAUCCCACUACCUUUACAACCUCUCUGACCAUCAAUAAAUUGAUGAUUUUAGUAACUAGAGAAAUCAUUGAACUUAGAGACAACUUUAAAUCAUUUUUAGAAAAAUUUGAUUCAUUUAUCAAAUCCAGAUAAUACAAAAUAACAUAACCAUAAAUUUAUGAUAUAAAUAAUAAUUUGAAUGAAAUCCUGGAAAAAUAUGUCACUGAAGAUGCCUACGUACUUUUUGUUGGAGAUUAAAAUACAGAUUUCAUUUAAGCAAGAAAUACCUUGUUAUCUAAGGCCAUCCCUAAUUAGAUAAUUAUCCUUCCCAUAUAAGAUCAAGAAAUCAAUAGAUUAUUAGCCAUGAUGACUGCCAAUCUUGGUAGUGUGCCUUGGGCUAUUAAAGAAAUUAAUGGAUUGAUUACUAAUAAAAAGAGUGCUGUCUUAGGUAUCUGGAAAAGCGAGAAUUCUUAUUCUGCAUGUCUCAGCAUCAAUAAAUAUCUCAACAAGUAUAUAUCCUCGUUUGGAGAUUUAGAUUAAGUUCUUACCCUUCUUUUAGCAACUUAUUAUGCCACCCAUAAAAUAUUGGCUAAUUAAAUCAUUGUAUUUGCUGAAGAUGAUUACACACAGAUUAUGGAACAACGAAUUCAAGGAGUCAUUUAGUUGAUAAGAGAUCAAGGAUUGGCAUAACAAAUCUUAAAACCUGAAGUUAUAAUGGUUUAAGUAAAGGAUGCUACUGCAGAAAGAUACUUCACGUAUUUUGAAAGAAAUUUGUAAUAUAUUAUAUCUAUCAUAUUCUAGUGAAUCUUACUAUUGCAAAAACCCUUAAGUAGGUUGUAUAAUUCCAGUCAAUGAGAAGUAAGGGAGAUUUUCAUUCCAUUCUUAGAGAGGAGAACAAGGAUGUUUAUAAGCUUAAUAAUUGCACAUUAGUUCAGCUAACACAAAAGAAAUCGCUUAAUUAUACUAUCAUUUGAUUUUCUUAAAUUUCGAUUUGAGUUCCACCACUUAUUUACCUGCACCACUUCAUUACGCCAAAAAAUUGUCAAAACAUCAGAUUCAGAGUGAACAAUACAAAAAAGCAAUAGAAAAAGGAUUUUUGUUAUUUGUUUGAGUAUGAUUU